CAUCUGGUAAUAGUGGUAAGCCAACAACAUGGCGAACCCGAGGAAAUUUAGCGAGAAAAUUGCCCUUCACAAUCAAAAACAGGCAGAGGAAACAGCGGCAUUUGAACAAAUUAUGAAAGAAGUGUCGAACGUCGCUAGGGCUCACUAUCAGAAGUCGCACCAUCUACAACUACAAAGUCUUGGCGCCUACCGUGGUGGAUCUUUACCGAAUGUCAAUCAGAUUGGUUCAAACGCUAUAGAUUUACAGAGUGCUUUACAAGGACUGGAAGACAUGAAAUCAGGACGUGCCAGUCUGAUUGAUCGUGUGCCACGUCGGGUAACGACGCAUCGACGAGCAGAUGCGUCUCCCUAUGGACACUACUUGUCACCACCACCAGACACAAACUGGAGAAGUAUGUGGUUACACAAUUGUCAUGAUCUAGAACCCAAGUUGCUUGCAAUAAGGACAAAUUCUGAUUCAGCAUUACAUACGAGCGCAAUGAAUCCUAAUCCUACUGAAGCAUUCCAUGGCGCCAACACAGCAGCUGCAAUACAAGCUGCUCACAGAAGAGGUGACAUGCUUGAUGGCGCCGGUGACAGAAAUUUUCCAAAAACGUUUUGGGAUCCAAAAAAGCAAUCACAAACCAGGCCAAAAUCAUGUGAAGUUCCAGGAAUUAAUAUAUACCCAUCAGAUCAAGACUCUGGUGUGCAUAUUCCUAUAUCAAACAACACUGGUUCACUGCCAGAUUUAACCAAUCUACACUUUCCAUCACCGUUGGCAACGCCUCUGGAUGUGGAAGAUCACCAGAACGCUUCAAGUAAUCUUGUCAACACAUCUAAUCAAGGUCAUCAUUUGAAUAUAGUUCAGCAGCAGCCUCCUGCUGCUCCUACACCGGCUUCACCACCGGCGCAAGAACAUAGUCCACAAACGCAGAGGCGUAGACAUCCACAUUCACAUGCGCCACCAAGUCCACUAUCAUUAACUAAUCAAAGAAGGCGUCCUGUUCAGCAGGGUGUUGUUAGCAUAGAAACUAGUGGAGAAGCGAGGUUACCACAGUAUCCAAUGUAUCAACAACAACAACAACAGCCGCAACAACAACAACAACAACAACAGCAGCAGCAGCAUCAACAACAACAACAGCAGCAACAACAACAACAGCAACAGCAGCAACAACAACAACAUCAUCAACAUCCACAACAGACACAAGGUCAACCAUCACAACAUCCUCCACAUAGUCUUACAAUUGAAAUUUCACAGGCUGCUGCACUCAACCAAUACAGAGACAACAGCACUAAUGCUACUUCGUGUUCGUCACCCACAUCGCCAGUUUCCAAUCCCAACUACUCGCCAUCUCAGUCACCGUCAACCAAUAACACCCCUUUCAUUAACUCUCCUUUUGCUGACGCUUACUACCUUCAACAGCAACAAACCAAUGCUCUUCAGCACCAAUUUGAACAGUUUAAUAUGAUGCCUGAUAUCCCGCAUACAUCCCCUAAUUCUACUCAAGUUACAGUUUCGCUGCCAUAUCAGUGCGUAAGUACAGAUAGUUGGAUUUUGAACUGCGGGGAUCAGCCUGGUCAGCCAACAAUAGAUGUGGAUAUGAUGUAUGGAACUCAGGCAACCACAUUCCCAUCACAUCUCCAACAUCAACAACAACAACAUUCUCAUAAACAACAACAACAACAACAUCGCCAACAACAACAACAACAGCAGCAGCAACAACAUCAUCAACAGCAGCAUCACUCAAAACAGAAGCAUCAGCAAGUACCAUCGUCACAGAGCAGUAGUAUACCAGAUAUAAUUUUAACCGGUGCAGGUGAGUCGCCGCCUCGUCAAGAUUUUGCGAAAGAUAUAAGCAGCGCAAUGGUUGGUAUGGCAGGCGGCUUUGACAGUGACCCAUUAUUUCCUGGUGAAGAAGCUUUGAAAGUAGGCUUGGACCCUUUAGAUUUAGAUGGAUUACAGAUGCUCUCUGAUAACGAUGUAAUUACCGAUCCCGCUACGGAAGACUCAUUUAGGCUUGAUAGACUGUAGCUGGCAUAUUGAUUUUUAAUACCACUUUGUAUUUGUUAUAAUAAUAAUAAUAAUAAUAAUGAUGAUAAUAAUUAAAUAGAUGGAAUGUAGUAUGUGAGUUUACAUUCUUUGAUGUUUAUGUUAUUAUUCUAAAUAGGAACUGUGUACAGACUACUACUAAAUAGUCAAUUUCUUUUUAAACCCAUUUAGUCAUAUGAGUGGGUAAAUUUUUUUAUUCCUGUUAUUAUUUUGUAUUUGGUCUUUUGCUAAAAGAGUACAAUGUGCUGGUGUCCUAUUGUACAUUGUCUGACUUUAUCCGCUUGUAGAUCUUCAAAGAGAUAUUUUAUAACAAAUUUGCAUCAGAAUUGUCUGUUUUUUUUGUUUUUGUUUUGAUUUACUAUGUAAAAAAAAUUCAAUCCAUGUUUGGUAUACACUGUUGUAUACACUAUUCUCUUGGUAUUUUUUUACGACACUUAAACGUUAUCCACACACACGCAGACAUACGCACACACAGACAGAUGACUUACAAAUAUAUGAAAAAUGUAAAAAAAAUGAAAUGAACAAAAAAAAAUAGAUUUUAUGUACAUGUUGUUUAAAAGACCAAUUGUUAGAUCAGCAGCUAGCUGUGUAGGGUAGAUAUGCCAACAAUUAGGUGUGACUUAAAGUCACGUACAUUUUUCUCAAGAAAUAUGGUGAAAUCUGAAGAAACUAAGGGAUAGCUGCUGUUCCACACUAUUUUGUUACUAUGCUGUAUAUGAGCAAAAAUGUUAUUUGUAAUAAUUCUACAGAUAUCUCUUGUUAUCUGUUGGUUUUUUAUUUUAUUUUUUAAAAAAAAGCAUUCAAUUAUGUUUGUAUAGACUGGUAUCUGGUCUUGCAUUAUCAAAUUAUAAUCUCACAGUUGUAUCUGAAGUGCCAAAGCUGUGGGAUGGUUUUAACUAUUUUAUACCCCCCCCCCCCUUCCCACAAUUCAAAAUCUUCACAGUCAGCUAAUUGGGAGUACAUCCAUUCACCUUGUUCAUAUCAAUUUUUCUCAAAAUUGCUGAUUGUUUUUUUUGUUUUUUUAAAUAGUUGGAACUAAUUCUUAGCCACGUUUUUGCCACCAAAUUCUUUCUCUUAGUUGUGCAAUAUUGGCAGUGUGGUUUGGAGGAAGUUGUCGUCAAUAAAAUAUGCUGCAUAGAAAUUUAGUUAAAUAUAGAUAAAUACUAAAAAAAAAAAUUUUUUUAAACUAGAUACCAGUCUAAAAGAGAAGUAUUUAUUACUUCUUCAGUUGAAUGUUGACAAUACCGGAGUGCUAUUUAUCGCAGCAUAAUACUGUUUUUUUUGUGUUUUUUUUUUUAAUCUUUCGUUCCUUCAUACCACCUUGCGUUAUUUAUGUAUUGGUGUCAAAAAUUGCAGUCAAUCUCUGAUUGAUGGAGGUUUCUAUAGCUUGAGUAUAGAACUAAUUUGUUUUUUCUCGGUCAAUAGAAUUGUCUGAUCCAUUGGGUUGUGGACGAUGUCAGACUUAAAAAUCUUACUACCAAUUGUUUGACAACUGAACAGGUCAUAUUACCAUUGCUCAUGCUUUUCCAAAGUCUUUAAUUUAAAACCCAUUGGUGACUGCCUUGUAGAUUCUGUAAGUGUUACUAAUCACAACUUUUCAAGUAUUGUUACCUCCAUUAAACAUGCAGCACAUGUCUCCUAGUAUUGGAAAUCCUCCAGUGCUUUGUAUGUACGACAUGAUGUAGUCGUAGUGGAACGUUUCUGCUUUGGCCAAGUGCGAGGACUGCUAAGAAGGUGCUGUAGAUUAAUAUUGUUCAUUUCAACAUGCUUGUUUGCAAAAAAAAGAAUUUUGAUGAAUUGUUGUAUUUAUUUUCCCUCGUCCCCAUACAUGCUUCUGUAAGCAUGCGUAUAGUAUGGCAAAAUUGAUAAUCAAACAAACAAUAGUAUCAUAGUGAUUUCUUUAACAUAUCAACCAUGUCCUGCUCUCUCUCAGUUGGUUUUGUUUUUUAAUUCAUCCUAUUUUAAUUCUUUGAAGUGAAUUUCAUUUUAAAUUGUAUUAUUUAUAAAUAGUCAUCCCCCAAAUAACUGAAUACUAUAUACACUGAGAAGCAGGAUAUGUAUAUAUUUUAAAUAAUUUAGCCAUUUUUCAGUUGCCGGGCACUUCAUUUUUAAAGGCUUAGUCAUCAACAUCCAAUUAGAUAAGAGUACUCCUGUCUCAGUCUCCACUGUAACCAUAUAUGGAAGUGCUUAAAAUUUCUCAGCAUGCUUUGUCCAGUUAGGCUGGUCUUUUCAUUAUUUAUGCAUUCCAACUUUGUAUUUUAUGCAGAAAACACCUACUGAUUGUCAUCACCAAGAUAAAUAAUAAAAUCAGUUCGUUUGGCAACUAAUUUUGUAUUAACUGCUGGAGCUAGCCUGCAACCGAAGGUCAUGAUUCUAAUCAUCAAACCAAACUUGGUUUUCAUUGUCGCAUUUCACUUCGUGUUAGGAAAUUUACAAUUUGAUUUCAGGAUUCUGUUGAAAAUUUCUCAUGAAAUGUACACAUCUUAUAAUGCUUACAGGGGUCAAGUUUUCUACAAAUCGUACAAAAUGGGAAUGUAACUUUAUAGUAGUGCUUUAAUUACAUUUUGUACAAAAAACAACCUGAACCAUCACUGCAUGUAUCCUUCCUUCUCCCCAUUUCCUAAUGUUAUACAUGA
Saccoglossus kowalevskii is the source of this 4665-nucleotide messenger RNA. Its product is annotated as CREB-regulated transcription coactivator 1-like. Gene Ontology annotation, molecular function: cAMP response element binding protein binding. Lineage: Eukaryota; Metazoa; Hemichordata; Enteropneusta; Harrimaniidae. Gene Ontology annotation, cellular component: cytoplasm; nucleus. Gene Ontology annotation, biological process: protein homotetramerization; positive regulation of transcription by RNA polymerase II. The record is from RefSeq and is a predicted model, not a curated record.